GGUCCUUCAGACAGAAAUGAAGGCUAGCUGCAAAAUGGUCACCUGAGAUUUAAAUAUAAAACAACAUGAAAAUACCAAAAAGAAAACUUUUCCUUCUUAUAAUUUUUGCUUAUGUUGCAUUCUCACUUUAUGCUGCGUAUAACGUGUUCUUCAGCACCAAAGCGAUUUCCCGCGUUCACAGAGUGGUGAACAAAGACACCGCUCCGCAGGAUGGCGUUAGAGAUGGAGGAGCUGCUCCAGUCGUUGCAGAUGAGUGGAAUCCGUGGGAGAAUGAACAGGUGGAUUAUAACUCAGCUCUGAACAGAAACAGAGAAGGCUUUAAACAGUAUUUGGACAAGAACAAGAUCAAUAAAAACAAACCUAAACGAUACAAGGUGCAGGUUUGGGGCAAAGCUGCUAUAGGACUUUACCUUUGGGAGCAUGUUUUAGAGGGAUCACUUAACCCUACAGACAAAAUAGCUCAAUGGAGAGAAGGGGAACUGCAGUGUGGAAAGGUUGAUUACAGUUUUUACACAGGGCCCGCUGUGGUCCAGGGCCAUGUACCGUUGGACAUGAAUAGUUUGGUUUUGGUUUUGAACGGCCGUGAACAACAAAAAGUGUCCUACUCAACACGGUGGUUAGAGCAUGUUCAAGCUCUGGUACACUCCCGCACCGUGUCCCAUGUGGCUGUGGUCCUGCUGGGGAAUGAGCAGUGCAACAAUGACUGGAUAGGUCCAUAUUUGAAGAGAAACGGAGGCUUUGUUGAUCUUCUGUUUGUAGUGUACGACAGCCCGUGGGUGAAUGACAAGGAUGUCUUCCAGUGGCCCCUUGGUGUUGCGACAUACAGGCAAUUUCCUUUGGUUAGACCAAACGCCCAGCUGAUCACAUCAAACAGACCAUACAGCUGCAAUUUCUUAGGAACUGUUUACAAAAAUUCCUCCAGAGAAACUCUUCUACAGGUUCUGUCCGAGUCUGGCUUGGACAAAGAAUGCAUUACCUCUGCCCGUGAAAAGUGGCUCCCUCAGGAAACAACAGACAGUCUGCAGCGGUACCAGGCGGCUCUUGCCCAAAGCGAGCUCACCCUGUGUCCAGUUGGAUUCAACACAGAGUGCUAUCGCAUCUAUGAGGCCUGCUCUUACGGGUCGGUGCCAGUGGUAGAAGAUGUCCAAACACCGGGGACAUGUGCGUCAGGGUCCACCGCUCCCCUGCGUCUGCUCAAAGCCGCCGGAGCACCAUUUAUAUUCAUCAGCGACUGGAAGGAGCUGCCGUCCAUCUUAGAGCGAGAAAGGGCGAUGAGUCAGGAGCAGAAGGUGGACCGGAGGAGAAGGCUGCUGGAGUGGUACGGUAGCUUUCGUCAGCAGAUGAAAGAAAGGUUCACUGAGGUCAUUGAAGACGCCUUCUUUAAAAAUGCCUGACGUGUUAUUAGUUACUCAGUAUUAUUAUUAUUAUUGAGUCUUAAUGUGGUAGGUGGAGCUCUGUGACUACUUUUCUGGUGUUAGUAGUGUGAUGUAUUUUCAUGACAUCAUUUUCUGUUGUAAAGGUGACAGUCGGCCUUAGUCUCUGAACUUAAUCAAUCGUCGAUCAGACUUUUUAUACAGUGUGCUGUUUACAGUGGUGGAAUGUUAAGUUAAGCUGCCUUCAUAUUACACUAGUUAAUUCAUUUCAAGAUAGUUCACUGAUAAAUAAUUAUAUAUAUAUAUGAGAGAAUUAUUUUGGCUCUGAGUCAACGUUCAAAAACAUUAUUUAAGUGUUAUGCGUUUGUGGAUUCAUGUCAUAAAGAUUAUCAAAUCAUCUGCAUGUUCAUAUUACACAUGGGCGCGUGGGAAUAUUUUAUUAAGUCAGAAACCUUUCAAUGUUUUGUAUUUUGGUAUUUUUUCUAAACUGAGUCGGAUAAGAAAAGUGUAAUGAUCCCCCGAGUGUGACAUGUGGUCAGGUGUUACUCCCUUUUCAGGUUUAGUGCAACCAGAUUAACGACAUUUGUGGUUUCAAAUGUGUUUAAUGUCAAAGAGGUUUAAACCAGAGUGUUGUGCUAAAAGUGUUGGUGAAAAGCGUAAGACUAAGUGAAUGUUGGUGUCAUUUUGCCUUUUUAGUAACUACAUUUCAAAUAUAUUUAAACGUAUUUAUUUUAGUGCUUUGGUGCAUGACUGUUUUAAGAGGUGCAAUGAAAAUAAAGUU
This is a messenger RNA of Periophthalmus magnuspinnatus, 2154 nucleotides long. RefSeq names its product ribitol xylosyltransferase 1 (gene rxylt1). Gene Ontology annotation, molecular function: ribitol beta-1,4-xylosyltransferase activity. Gene Ontology annotation, cellular component: Golgi apparatus. Gene Ontology annotation, biological process: protein O-linked glycosylation via mannose. The record is from RefSeq and is a predicted model, not a curated record. Lineage: Eukaryota; Metazoa; Chordata; Actinopteri; Gobiiformes; Gobiidae. The transcript has 6 exons. Bases 66 to 1394 code for a protein of 442 amino acids.